CAGUGCUAAAGCCCCUUUGUGAUUAAUACCCCCGAAAUUUUCAGGAACGAUGUCGUGUUAUAAGAAUACGGAGCGCACGUUGCGCUUGCGAGAGAAUAAACGUCGCAAUAGAGUCCGUCAGAAGGAACACAUGGUCGAUCUGGAACGCAGACUGAGAGAGUUUGAACAAGAAGGCAUCCAGGCAACCAUCGAGAUGCAAUGUGCAGCUAAGAAGGUUGCAGAAGAGAAUAUUCAUCUACGAGAGCUAUUGCUGGAGAUCGGCAUUGAUCGCUCAACUGUCAAUGAUUGGAUAACUCGGAGGAGGUCCUCGAGUGAUGCAAUGGAUAUAGGUCAAAUUCACUGUCAUAAAAUUGCGACAGGUAACAGCAUUUGCAACAAAGCCAAACAAAGAGACCCCUCUAGCGCUCCAUUACCACAGCCACAAUGCUCACUGCCUUGCAACACGGCUUGCCAAUCCGGCAGUUCUCCACUGAGCGAUUCUUUCCCCAAGUCAGCCGAGCAUUCAUCACCCACUACUAAGGACAGUCAAAUUCCUGAUAGGUUCUCUUCACCUAGGCGGAAUAAAUCAGCCUCGAGCAGCAGAGAUGGGAAUAGCAUUCACGACGCCGGACUGCCACCUAGUGAACCAAGUACCCUGGGGGAGGGAUCUUCCCCGCUGCCAUCUGCUCCUUGUAGGCUCCUCACGCGUCUCGCGGCGAAUCCCGGUUCCGACGUCUCAACGAUCUUGGCAGGGGCAGAGAGCGAGCACAAACCCGACAGCGCAAAAGGCAGUCUGCCUUGCGAGAGUGCAUACAAGCUGUUGAUGCGGUAUGCCACUAGUGAAGAAAAAAUGGAGGCUCUUGCUCAGUCUCUUGAAGAGGGUUGCGUUCCUAACUCAGGUGGUGGAUGUAGUGUCAAGAAUGAGAAGGUAUCACAAGCACUUCUGUACAUCUGUCUUUGAUAAAUUAGCACUGGAGAAGAUAUUGUGCACGUUCUAAAUUCAGACUAGCAUCAUUCUGAACGGCAUCCAAAGACCCGCCAGGAUUAAAUUAUGGAUCAACCACUAUCCUAAAUAUGAGCUAGCGUGUUUCAAGUUGGGGUUCGCGAAUCAAGUCAUAAGAGUGUGGAGUCAAAACUGAUUUCGAAUUCUACUAUACGAUGCAGGAGUCACUGUUAUAGCACCCUUAUCAGCACUGUACCAGGC
Molecule: messenger RNA, 1183 nt
Organism: Aspergillus wentii DTO 134E9
Lineage: Eukaryota; Fungi; Ascomycota; Eurotiomycetes; Eurotiales; Aspergillaceae
Exons: 2
Coding region: 50-940 (296 amino acids)
Source: RefSeq, a predicted model, not a curated record